CAAUGCAGACGCCAUGCGAUGCGUAACGCUUAGAUCAGAUCCAAAGCAAAGACGCGAGAGGUAGCGAUCAUUUCGGAUUAUCUCGUUAGUUUCGUCAAUACCAUUGAUCCCUGUCUCUGGAUAUAGUUCCAAAUUCGUGAGAUAGUUUGGUACGAUCGGUCGGUGGUGUUCGUUCGAGAAGUAACGAGAAAUUAAGUUCGGUGAAAGGUAGUGGUAAAAUAAUAUAGAAAGAAAUUUUCUUUUUAUAAGUUAAAGAAAACAUAGGUGUCAAAGAAAAAAGAUAGAUAGGGUGCUUUCUUGGAAAUGCUUUUCAUGAUGUCGACGACCAUCGUGAAGAAAAAUAGUCGGUGACCUCAUGCUUUACUUAAGUUGUGGCGACCGGCAGCGAGAUAAUUGGAUCUUGAAUCGGCCGGUCAACGUCACGUCUUGUCUUAUCCUUCAUCUUCCUUAUUGAUGCCUCGGAAAUCCUAUCUGUGAGAUCAAGCAAGAAAAAUCGUGUUUUUCGUGUAAUAAUCCUGCUCCAACUAGUAGGAUAUCAAAGAAAAGAAUGUGAAAUAUCAAAUGGUUCGUUUGUUUCUUCAUUCAACGUGACCCAAAUCCUCGAGCAUCGAAUCGAAGCUUCGUCUGAUCGUCUGUCUUGACGAUCAUCGCCUUUGUUUCCGACGGGAGUGCGCGUUUUAUUUAUAAGUCCGUCAAUUAGCUCCGUCCUUGAAAGACAUUAGAGUCGAUGAGCGGCUGGUCGACUCGGCCAACCACGCGAUACGACGACUUCACCCUCCGCAUGUCGCACCGAGAAACGUUCCUUCUACCUGAUCGAAAAGCUUUCCCACGAGGCGUCACGGCUCGUCGAUCGAAACUAACGUUCGUUCCUGCGAGCUGACGGCCAACAUUGAAAGGAGGGAAGGUACGACGAACGAAAGUGUGGAGUAAAGAUUAGAACUCGUUGAAGAGACUAACAAAAAAUUCACCUCGAAAUGACGACUAUGGGUGUAACGGUCUUCUGCAAUAGGGUUCAAAUAAAUGGAAACGAUCAGGAACAGCUGAUGCUACUUCGAACCCUACAGGAUAACGAGAGCAAUAUACUCGGAAAUCAGCCUCAUCUAAUAGUUCCGAAGACUAAUAACAAUAAUAAUAAUAGUGGUAGUGGUAUGGCCACGCUUAACGUUUUACCCUCUUAUGAUUCAUCGAGGUUGAAAAAGCAUGGAAAAAGUGGUCAACCACCUACAGUUGCCGUAGCUAGGAGAAAUGCCAGAGAAAGGAAUCGCGUGAAGCAAGUAAACAAUGGUUUCGCUACCCUGAGACAACACAUACCGAAUCAUAUCGCGGCGGGAUACGGCGACAGGGGUAAGAAAUUGUCCAAGGUCGAAACUCUUCGAAUGGCAGUUGAAUACAUUCGAGGCCUUCAGAGAUUACUCGCAGAAGCUGAUGGUGUCGAGUACGAUUCAAAUUCUGCUUUGGGAUCUCAAUGUGUUCCCUCGCCUACGAGCAGCGUCGUUUCCUCUAGUCACAAUGGUUCUGGUGAGAAACUCGCACUUGAGGACGACGUUGUUACGGUUGAAGACGGUGAAGAUGGUGAACAAUUGGACGAAGACGAGGAGAAUAGUAAAACCAAAAUGACACUUUCUAGACUAUCACCUAACCAAACGGCCAUGCCGUCGCCUCAUGACUAUUAUGCGUCUUCCGUGGGCGACGAAGAGAACCUGGAACCUCGAGGUCUCUCGUCGAACGGUCCUCAAAAUUUCUCGCGACUUUCCCCUAAUUCCGUGGCCUCACCACCCUCUGAGUAUUAUGGACAAAACGAGGAAAAUUUGGAACCUAGAAUUCUCUCCCCUUACAGCGGUGCUGGCGAUAGCGAGGAAGGUGCUACGACCGUUUACGCGGCUAGUCCGGAAGCUUUCUCGGGGGCCCUUUAUUAUAAACAGGAGAUCGCUGAGACCGGCGAAUUUAUGGACGUUGUCAGUUGGUGGGAACAGGAACAGGGUCGACUGGUGCAUCAUACUCAACAACACACUCAGAGGUUGGCACAUGUGUAACUCGUAAGAUUACUUUAGUGACAAUUAGUAAGAAGAAUACUGAGCGUGCAGCAAUCUAAAUCAACUGAUCUCACGAACCCGAAAAAAGGAGAAAUCGCUGUACGAUUAAAUCUCCGUCGGAAUAAUAUUAGUACUUAUCGCCUAAAGUACUUUCAUUCUCGACCACUGCCUAAACAGUCUUUCUUACUCGAAUUUUCUUAUUUUCUUAAAAGAAAAAAAUGAUCCUUGUGGUAAUGCAUUACGAAUAGAAUUAUAUCUUUACCUAAACAGAGAAUAUAGUGAAAAAAUUAAUUAUAAUCAUAGUUCAAAACGAUCAAAUUUGAACAAAAUUAUUCUUAAUAUAAUAUUGAGAGACAGAUUUUUUCCUACACACAUUUUUCAUACGUAUACACACGUAAACGCUUGUUAUUGGAGAUAUUUUAUAAAAACAUAAACUAUGUAAGCAUUUAAAUAUUUAUAACGAUGAUAAAGGGUGCCUUAAAAGUAUGAGUAACAUUCUAAAACGAUCAUAAUGAUCCAAUGGACCAAUGAUAUUUAAAUAAUUAAAAUAUAUUAUCGAUUAAUUUCGAUUGUGUUGCCAAGUUUUUCUAAUGAAGUCAUUAAAAUAUUCGUCUUUUUAACAAAUAUAUGUACAUUAAAUGUUUCUCGUUUGCCACAUAAGACUCUCAUCAAAGAGACUCUGCUUUUAUUAAUCUAUUAUGCUGUUAUAUUGUGAGAAAGACGAUAUACAGGUUGUUUCGUUAAUGCUAAUAAAACUGAGAAGAGGCUAAUUCUACAUAACAAAAUAAAUGAAAAAUUUUUAAUAAAAUCCUUUCAUAUGAUUAUUAUAUUUAAAAUAUUGUCGAUUCAAUCAAACGCAUAAUCUUGCUGUUCUGAAUAACAAUAUAAAUAAAUUUUAUUUAAAAUUGUUCAUUUAUUUUUAAUCAAGUAUAAUGACUUCCUAUUCAGUUAACUUCAAUCAUGAAUUAACCUGUAUAUACCUGUGUAUCUAAGAAUAUCGAUGACGAAAAAAAUCAUCAAUGUGAGCAUUUUAUAAAAUGCGAUACACAAUCAAAAAAAUUUGUACAUAAAAGUGCCUUAAUUAAAUUAAGGAAUAGUCUUGUUAGACUAUAAUACUAUUUUUUGUACUUGCUAUUUUAUAUGGAAUAUUUAAAACUGUGUCAUUCUAUUUAUACAAAUAAUUAUAUUACG
This is a messenger RNA of Vespa velutina, 3224 nucleotides long. RefSeq names its product helix-loop-helix protein delilah-like. The transcript has 3 exons. Gene Ontology annotation, biological process: developmental process; regulation of transcription by RNA polymerase II. Lineage: Eukaryota; Metazoa; Arthropoda; Insecta; Hymenoptera; Vespidae. Bases 975 to 2033 code for a protein of 352 amino acids. The record is from RefSeq and is a predicted model, not a curated record. Gene Ontology annotation, molecular function: protein dimerization activity; DNA-binding transcription factor activity, RNA polymerase II-specific; RNA polymerase II transcription regulatory region sequence-specific DNA binding.